Molecule: messenger RNA, 1308 nt
Organism: Uranotaenia lowii
Lineage: Eukaryota; Metazoa; Arthropoda; Insecta; Diptera; Culicidae
Product: transmembrane protein 50A
Exons: 3
Coding region: 266-751 (161 amino acids)
Biological process (GO): late endosome to vacuole transport via multivesicular body sorting pathway; protein targeting to vacuole
Source: RefSeq, a predicted model, not a curated record
AUCAGUCAUCAUCAUUGAUCGGAGGAAAAAACAUAAGUUCGCGUAGUGGAGAAAGGAACAGAAAAGAUUAUAAAUUCAGUUUUUAUCAAUACAUUCAGUACAAUUCCUCGAAUAAAACCUACCGAGUGCUUCGGAAAGAUAAGCAUCUUUCUUCUAGCGUUCGAAAGUAAACGAAAACUAUUCUCGAGCGGUGGAAAUCGAAAGGGUUCGAGGAACCAAGUAUAAAUUUACCCCAGCAACAACAAACAGGCCGAAGCGAACAAAGAUGUCUAUCAUGGACAGAAUCAGCCAGUCCUUCUGGUUCGAUGGAGUUCCAAGGCGAAAUAUUGUUGCCACCCUGGUGGCGUCAUUUUUGUUCUUCGCCGGAUGGUGGAUCGCCAUUGAUACGGCCGCAGUGCAUCCACACUCAUGGGACUUCUCGUACUACAUCUGUGGCAUCCUGGCCACCAUCAGUUUCUUCAUGGUGAACUCCAUCUCGAAUGACAUGCUCAAUGUCAACGCCGGCUACACGGGUGGCGUUCUGGGCGAAAGCGGCAUCAAGGUGUUCCUGUUCAUCGGAUUUGUGCUCGGGUUCGCGUCCAUCAUCGCCGCCAUCUGGAUCAUGAUUGCCGAGUUCGCCACCAACGGGGACAAAAUCGAGAAGGGUCCCGGUUACGCCCUGCUGGUGCACAACAUCUUCAUCUUCUUCGCGUCGCUGAUCUACAAGUUUGGCCGCCACGGCGAUGAUACGUACGCUGCCGGCAUUUACUAAGACUUCUUUAGGUUUCCUUUCUUUUCUGUUUGAGUAAUUAGUACUUUCUGCUAUUUGCGUGAUUCGCUUUGAGGAAAAGCUUUUUUUUUCAUUUGGUUGCCUCAAUAUAACAAAAAGUAAGCCACUCUAACUAAUCUGGCCUCUUUCAGAUUCAUCUAGAAACUAUUUCAAAUCGUUAUCGUUGCGAAUUGUGCUCGAACAAACUUUUCGAUAUGAUCCAGCUGAUGGGAUCGCUUUUCUACCGGAGUGGCUUUCUUCCAUCGCAAGUCUUCAAGCGCUUAUUGUUUUUACAAAAAUAAGUUCGAACAAAGAAAUUUAUUUCGUCUGUAUUAAAUGAAAAAAGUCUUAAGUUGUUUUUUGUUUAUCAACUAUCAAUAAUCUUGGAAACUAAAGCCGACACGUGAUUGAUUAGAAAUUUUGAGCGAAAGUUUUUUUUUUCUCUGGCAAGGUCUAAAAUAGUACUGUAAUUAUUAAUAACGACCCAUUUUUAUUUUAAAAUAUGUAUACAUUAUGAAGUAAAUAAAAUAUCAUUCGUCAGAUAUUAAUCUCACUGGAAA